Molecule: messenger RNA, 1902 nt
Organism: Fulvia fulva
Lineage: Eukaryota; Fungi; Ascomycota; Dothideomycetes; Mycosphaerellales; Mycosphaerellaceae
Exons: 1
Coding region: 1-1902 (633 amino acids)
Molecular function (GO): protein binding
Source: RefSeq, a predicted model, not a curated record
AUGACUGGACGACCAUCCGAGACUGCCAUCAUCUGGCCCGCUCUGCAAGCUGCGAGUGCUGUCACCAUACAAGCAGAUCCGGACGACAUCACCGUCAUGGCUAUCACUUAUCUCAGCUCAGAAUCAAGUUUGUGGAACCUCUGCUGCCAGAGACGGCGCCUGCAGUCAGGAUUUCAAGGACCUGAAGUGAACAUGACCUCGCUCAUCGUCAAUCGAGUGAUCAAAGAAUCCCACGGAAUUUUCAGGCUGGCCACUUUACAGCUUGUUUCGCUGAAGCACCAUUGCGAUGACAUAUUUGAGCUUCGGGCUCAACUUGAUCACCUAAGAGGCACAGUCAAUGGCUACUACGAUGAAAUAUGGGACAGAAUCAUGCUCCUGAAAGCAAGAAAGAGACGCUUGGUACUGAACCUCCUUGCCUGGGUUACAUUCUCAAAAGAGCCCUUGAGACAUCGAGAAUUGUCCGUUGGACUUGCCAUAGAGCGAGCAGACUCUGGCGAAUGUGUUGAAGUCGUAUCCCCUCUGGAAGUCAAAUCCUUAGUGGCGUUUACAGAAGGCCUGCUUACCAUACAGACUUCUCAGCCACAUGUGAUAGGUCCGAGAGAACAAAAGCGUGUGCGAAGACUAAUCGUAGCAUUCGCUGCUCAUUUGAAGGAGCCAAGAAACGAUGGAAAUGUUGGCAACAACGCCGCCGACGACGAUAACGAUGACGAAAGCACUGCAUCGGACACUUCUUGCAUGAGCACCGAGACGAUAGCUCGUUGUAUGGGUGGCGACAAAAUGUCUUUCGCGCAUGAGACGGCGCUAGUCUAUCUUCGAAAAAGGCUUAACAACAUAAGACAUGACGCGCAGAGCACGAUUCUGGCUACCUGCUUCAAAUGUUCCACUCUGUCCGAAGGCAGGGAGACGCCGGAGGUUGCCCUAGACUAUGACAAACUUAGCGCCGUGGCAAUCAGGGAGAACAUUCCUUCGCUCAUGCAGCAUGUCUCCGAACAGCGAAAUGCGUUCGAGAAGUGGGCUUAUCGUGCGUGGGCCAAGCAUGUAUUUGAUCUGGAUAGCCCAGAGGCCGCUUCGGGUCACCGCAUCCCUCUUGUGUACCUCAAGAGGAUUUUGUCGCAACACAAGAAAGACGAAGCACACAUCAUGCGAACAUGCUUAGAAGACCACGACGCAAAUGGACUCAAGUGGAUCCUGCGACUGGGCGCUGAUCCCAACAAAGUUUAUGUGGACUAUGGCGAGGGAAUCAAGCCGACAAUCCUAGAGCAUGCGUUAGCGUUCUACAAGUCGAAGGCAGCGCUUCAGUUGUUACAACACCCAACCUCUCACCAAACCGGCAGGUCUCUCGAUAUCACGAGACUCAUGCUAUCCUCCAGGGCAGCCAUGCCCAGUGACCAGAUCGAGUCGAGUAUCUUCCAGCUACUGCUGGAACGAGGCAUACUGGACCCCAACUACCGCGAUGAACAAGAUGAGUACUUGCUUCUCGAAUUCUUGUCGUACCACCAAAGGUUACGCACGAACCGGCGCGAUGAGCUGAGUCUCCGAAAUCUACAGCUUCUGUUAGAGCACCCUCUCACCGAUGUCAACGUUCGCAGUCGGGAUGACCAGACCAUUUUACACUUCGCGUCUAUGAAUGACAACCCCACGCACGCUGUGGUUAGGGAUACCAUUUGUCGUUGUCGGCAAGAUUUCGAUGUCAACGCCCUGAAUAAGUACGGCCUGACGCCACAUAUGGCUGCUGUUGCGGCGGGCGAAGAUAAGAUAGUAAGGCAAUUGCUUGCUGCCAACAACGAGACUGGACAUCAGAGCCCCCGAAGGUCCCAGUAUACUCCAGCUUGCAGUAGAGCAGAUCUGCGUGGACCCGACCCGUUCAAGGCAACACAUUCUGGACAUGCUGCUCUCGAGUGA